Messenger RNA from Condylostylus longicornis, 5538 nucleotides. It is a transcript of the gene Nup214, whose product is annotated as nuclear pore complex protein Nup214. Gene Ontology annotation, cellular component: nuclear pore. Lineage: Eukaryota; Metazoa; Arthropoda; Insecta; Diptera; Dolichopodidae. The record is from RefSeq and is a predicted model, not a curated record. The coding region runs from base 99 to 5441 and encodes 1780 amino acids. Gene Ontology annotation, biological process: RNA export from nucleus; protein import into nucleus. Gene Ontology annotation, molecular function: protein binding; structural constituent of nuclear pore. The transcript is spliced from 12 exons.
UUAUGAAAGUAAGUUAAGCGCAAAAUUUUUAAGGAAUUAAAAAAAUUAUUAAAUCAUAAUUAUUUAUUAACUGGAAAAUAUUUCAUUUGUUUUAAAAAAUGGCUUUAAAUGCUCCACCGCCCUUAGAAGUUGAACAAAUUCAAUUCAAAAUUCAUGAUAAGUUCCAAAUAUUUCAAUCAAGUAAUGUACUGAGGAAUAAUAUUAACUUACUAGCAACUUCUAGUACAAACGGUCUAGUAUUUAUUGGAAACCCUUAUAAAGGGGAAAUAGUUGUGACUCAAUUAAAAACACUAGUCGAAACAAGAGAUGGUGAUGGCAAAUUAUAUGCAAGAGUAAUUCAAAUUCCAGCGAAGCCAAACUGCAUUGCAACUAGUUGUGAUGGACAAUACCUUGCUGUAAAUUAUACAUUAAAUAACUGUGGAUUUUUGGCAAUUUAUAGCGUACCAUCAUUCUAUGAAGCUAACGUAACUCAAAGUUUUCAAAUUAGAAUAUCUCCAGAUGACAAUGUUGAAGUAAAUCAAAUUUUGUGGAAUCCCAUAAUUUCGCCAACUCUUGCAAUUGUAAUGAGUGAUGGUUCGGUUGGAAUGUAUAAUUUGAAAGAUAAUACGUAUGAGUUUCAUUCCCUUGACAAAUCACAACAAGUACUUUGUGGCUGUUGGAGUCCUAAAGGCAAGCAGAUUGCUUUUGGAUUUCGAGCAGGGAAAAUUGUUCAAUUUAAACCGGAUUUAAAACCAGCAAGAACUAUAGAAUGUCUUUCUGGUGUAGUAGAUGGUUCCUUUAAAACAAUAGCAGUGCAGUGGUUGUCAACUUACCAGUUUGCAGCAGCCUACUUGCAGGAUGGUGAUGAUAUGACUGCAAAUCUGUUCAUAGUUAAUGCUCCAAAAACAGGUCACCCAACUUAUAUAAAUUAUUAUGACAUCUGUUAUAGUACUAGUGGCCCGCGAAUUCCUCAAGUAUUUUUUAUGUAUGUUCAACCUUGGAAUAUGUUGCUAGUUGCUAAUUCGAAUAGUAUGGAAAUCGGUAUAUUGGGUACAUUAGAAAACGGUGAAGCACCUAAUUGGACUGAAUACAAUAUAAAUGACUCGUGUAGGUUGAGUCUUCCUAUGACAAAAGAUAAAUUGGAAACAUAUCCUAUAGGUUUUUGUUUGGAAACGGGGUCGAGUCAUCAAUUGAUCAUAGGGGAAAGUGAAAUACCUAUUAUGCCUAUGAUUCAUGUCUUGUCGACCCAUGGGCAGUUAAUAUCAUUUGAUUUUCUUAAUUUAUAUCCAAAUGCUCCAAGCAUAUGUAGUCCAUUCUCUCACAGCAAUGAACAACCUGGACUAAUACAUUUUAAGGAACUUUUACAAGAAGCAGACGAUGGCACUAAACUACAAAAUAUAUCCGAUGCAGCAAACACAAAUAAAACCUCAGAUAAUAACACCAAUUUUGAAACUGUGGCACAAACUCCUGCUGUGCAAACAAACUUUUUUACACAAUCACAACCAUCGCCUCAACCUGCAUUUUCACUUGGGGGAUCAGUUCAACCUUUAUUUGGCAGCAAUUUACCAUUAAAUAGCGGAACAUCUUUAUUUGGAAAUAGUGAAAUCAAAUUUGGGAACGGCAAUGUUUUGGGAAGCUUAAAUCAACAAACGCAACAAGCACAUGUUCCAAGUGGCUUGAUAGGCAAUCAGAGUAAAGCGCCUCCAUUAUUUGGAAGCGUGAAAUCAAUGCCCGUUAUGCCAAAUAUGGAAAGUAAUACAUUUGCUGUAACAUCCACAACAGAUAAAAUUUCCGAAAAUCCGGACAAAAAUAAACCUCUGUAUACAGUUCAACCUGUUUUUAUAACAUCUAAUUCUGAAAAACCAUUAGAAAACAUAAAUGAGACUAACAAAAUUCAAGAUAUAUCAGCAAUAAAUGAAAAGUCAAUCACAAAAGAUUCUUUGAACUAUGAUUAUAUACAAGAAAUGAUUCAAACUGAGAUUCAAUGCUUUGAAUUGGAACUGAAAGAGUUAUCUUUCAAAUCAAAAGAUAUUAAUAUUUCGAUAGGUAAUAUGGAAAAUAUAAAAAAUUAUACAAAAAGACUUGAGAAAUUUCAUGAAAUUAUAAAUAAAGAGAAGGAUAAUGAAACGGAAGCAGAAAUACAAGGACUAAGAAAUUCUAUUAAUGAAUGUUUUACAAUGAUAGCGGAAGUUAAAAGUAAAUUGGAGUUUUUCGAAAAUCCUCAGCUCUCGAAAAUGACGCUUGUUCCAUCGAAUGAUCAAGCAAGUAGGCGACAACUAGCGAGAUUAAAUAGUACUUUAGCAACCAAUAAAGCACACUUAAAAAUAAUCAAACAAAAAAUUGAUGCGAAUUGGUCAGAUUUUCAAGACUUAGUUCAAAGAAAUUCAAGUACAAAAAUGCAUAUUCCGAGUUUAGAAGGAAUAUAUCAGACAAUGACGAAACAAAAAAACAUUUUAGCGAAAGAAAGACAGAAAAUUGCGCACUUGAAAUCAAAAUUGAAUUUUCCUGGACAACAAUUUAAACAGUUUUCCAAUAAAAAGAAUGAUAUAAACCCCGAUUCUUUAGCUGAUUCAAUCUUAUCAUUAAAUUUAUCUGAACAAAUUUCGAAAGAAAAUUCAAAACUGAAUAACAAUAAACUUGAAACAAUUCGUACAGCCUUGCAAAACAGGAAAAUUAUAAAGAUCGUACCUCAACGUCCAGAUCGAUUACAAUCGGAAGUUAUUUUAAGGUCCAAAAUUAGAACUAAGGAAAUGAAUAAGAUGCAGUCUGAAAAAAAUUUUCCUAGUGCAACUUCACAAACAAGUUUUAUAAAAAAAACUGAAGACAGUGUUUUUCAAAACCCAACAACUCUUUCGAAAGAUACAGUUGUUUUAAAAAUGCAACCAGCAGAGAAUGUGUCCCAAAUAAAUUCUGCUUCAUUCAAUUCGAAAACUCAAAGUGUUUCAACACCAACUUUAUUUAAUUCAACUUUGAUAGGUGCAAAAUCUUUACCAAACAAUGUUGAUGGAGUUUCAUUUGGUAAUAUGGGACUUAGUUUAACAAAACCAAGUGUACUAACACCGGAAAAUAAAAAUUCUUCAACCAUUUCAAGUCUCCUACUUUCAAAAAGUCAGAAUCCUACCACUCCUAGUAAUUCAAGCGCAGCUAUAGCGAAACCAUUUGGAGGAGGGUCAGGAGUUUUUAGUUCUUCCUCUGGUAAUACUCCAAUUUUAUCCUUCGGAAAUAUGUCUAAUACAAUAGUACCUAGUCUGGCUUUUGGAAAUAUUCCUAAUAAAGGUAGUUUCACUCCUGUAAGCUCGGUCCAACCUUUUAAUACUAAUACUUCUGGUUUAACGUUUAAUGUUAAGACGACCAAUGUUUCGCAAAGCACAGUAAAAGCUCAAGUACCAACUGUACAAAAUAAUACGAUCUCUAAACCAGCAUUAGUAUUUUCACAGAAUACAAGCUCAGAUAGUUCGCAACCUGAAAAUGUAUCAUCACUUGCGUCAAAUACUGAUUCAAAUAAGAAUUUAGAUACGCAAAUUCAAUCUGAAAAACAAAUUUCAACUGAUUCAUUUUUGGAAAACCUUAGCAUUUGCAAACCAACUGCAAAAACCUCAACGACACCUCAAAAUAUUAAUAUUUUUGGUAGUGGUGUUUUUACAUUAAACCCUCAAAAUAGUAAUCAAAGCGUUACGAUUUCUGAAACAAAAACUAAUUUUUUAAAUACGUUUUCUUCUACAUCAAAAUCUACACUAUUUGGUACAACCCCUAUAUCUUUCAAUACUUCUUCAGCCCAAAUACCUUUCGUUUUUGCGCAGCCUACAAUUAGUUCGACAGCAAAUAUGGAAUCAAUAGGCAACAAAUCCUCAUCCAGUUUAACUACGAUAUCAGAAACGACAAAACCUUUGUUUAAUAUUUCGAAGUCUCCUUCGAUUUUGUCAUUCGGAUCAACGCAAACUUCUGCGACUGCUCAAGUUGAGGCUCCAAUAGCUAUAAAAAGUGAUCCACCAGCAACAAAUACACGACUAAUAUCAAAUGACGUACCACAGCACGGAGAAUCAGUUGAGAAACCUACAACAAAUACUGCAAUAUCUCCUGUAAAUCUAACAUUGGACUCAAUAUCUUCGAAAAUUUCCGAAACUUCUUUUGGAAAGGAAAAAAUCUCUGAAUCCUCAGAAUCAGAAAAAAAACCCGUGAGUGCUACUGUGUCUUUUGGUACCACUAAUAUUUCGACAGCGUCUGCAGUUGCAUUGCCUUCAGUUGUUUCAACUUCUACGACUACUGUUGCAUUUCCUAACUCCUCAGUAGCACCAGCUUCUUCAACUAACUUCUCCUUUACUUUUGAUUCACUUGAAAACUUAUCGACUACUACUGCCGCAAACAUUAGCGAUCAAGCUGCAGCUGUUGCUCCUAGAGGGAGCAUUACUUUUGGUACUGCACCACCAUCAGCGGGAAAUCAAUUUUCUACCAAUACGUCUAUUUCGCAACCGAAUCAAAACUUUAAUGUUGUUUCUGCAGUGAGCUCUGCAAAUAUUUCUCAAUCAACCGCUGGAACUGCAACGAAUACAAUUUUUGGAGGUAUCCCUAAACCAGAUCAAUCAGUUUUUAGUCAACCAAGUUCAUUUGGCAAUAUUUUCUCGCAAACUGCUCCAACCGCUCAAUUUGGGCAGAAAAACUCACCAUCGAUUUUCGGGGGAAGUAGCUCUCUUGGGGCUGGUCAAAAAACUUCUGCAUUCGGAAGUUCUACAACGCAAAAUUUAAACACAGGUUUUACGAAUACAGCAGAACAAAAGACAGACAAUACUCAAAAUAUAUUUGGUUCACCAAGUAACACGGCAACAAAUAGUGGGUCAAUUUUCAGUCGUUCACCAUUUAGUUUAAAUUCAAAUACUGUCGAUCAAGAAAAUGCUACAACUAUUUUUGGAAAUUCACCAUCUGGAAAUUUGGCUUUUGGUGGUGGGAGUGGCGGUUUCAUUUUUGGUGGAAGUUCAUCUAAUGCUAAUCAGGCCGCCUCAACAUCACCCUUUACUGGUGGUGGAUCGUUUUCCAGUGGUGCUGCAGGCAACACAACUGCUUUUGAAGGUUUCGGAACAAAUCAGUCAGGUAUACCAUUUGGUCAACCAGGGAGUUCCUCAUCGCAAUCGCAAACUUCAUUUGCAUCACCUAAUUCAACUUUGCAAAAGCCAACAUUUGGCGGACCUCCAACGUUUGGAAGCCCUCCAACUUUUGGAAAUUCACCAACUUUUGGGGGAAAUGCAAUGUUUGGAAGUGGAGUUAAAGGUUUUGGAAAUUUUUCAACCCCUACGAACUCGAAUCAAACUGGUAGUAUAUUUGGAUCUCCUACCCAAAAAAGUGAAUAUUUUGAAGCUCUAGGUUCUUCAAAUGAUGGGCUUUCUUUUGGAAAUUUGGCUCAAAAUGCAAAUACCAAUUCAACUAAACCAAAUUUUGUAGCCGGAUCUUCCUUCUCAAGUUGGCGCUAAUUCUUUCUUGUAAGGAAUAAAUAAGAAUAAACAAGAAUGGUUAAUAAAAUUACUUUUGAAAUGAUUAAAAAUCAGAUGAAAAAUUAAAAAAAUUAAA